AUGAGUUCUUCUAAAUCAAUAAGUGCAUUGCUACCACCUCCUCGUCACUCACAAAUCUCGAGUAGUAACAUUAGUAUCAGCAAUGAAGUCCAAAAGCUUGUAGAUGUCACCGCAACAUCGGAUGAUCACAGCGACGAAGAUCAACUGUCAGGGAAUGAGAACAAGGGUGUGACAUUCGAGAACUUUUUGCCCCUCAGGAACCAUCAUCCAAAUUUAGAGUUACCAAUGCCGACUGAUCAUGAAGUUCGUACAUCCUAUGAACGGACUAAAGCUGUUUUGGACAAGGUCUUGAGCCAAAAGAUCAGUCCCCGGGGAACUAGCAUACCGCAAGGAGCGAAACAAAAAGCUAAUGUCAAAACUAUAGAGUAUCAAGGGCAUGGUGGUGGCAAAACUAAGUCAAUUCAAAUUGUAGAUAAGCAACUUGACCCUCUACAACCACGAACAUUCAAGUUAAAGAAAAUGGUAGCUCCACCACCCGACGAACCAUUUGCACCAGUCCUUCAUAAGACUGAUGAUAGCUCCCCACAGCUUUCCAAAGAAACUCGCGAUCAGUGGAACAUUCCCUCUGCAAUAUCCAACUGGAAAAAUCCAAAUGGCUAUGCGAUCUCGCUGGACAGGAGAGUAGCUAGCGAUGGUCGCUACAACAAGGGUUUGUCUGGAAACCAGGAUAUCAGUGAGAAGUUUGCAUCUCUGUCAGAAGCUUUAGACGUGGCAGAAAAGAAGGCCAGAGAAGAGGUAAUGUUGAGGGCAGAUGCGAAGAGAAUGCUUGCCGAACAAGACGCUAGGGAGAAAGAAGAGAAACUUAGAUUACUUGCAUUAAGGGCGCGUGAGGAAAGAAGGCGUCAGGUGAGUAGGUCGGCGGACGCGGAGAGCAAUGAAGCAUCACUUGCUAAAGAGACAGCCAAGCGAGAACAGAGGCGGCAACUUGAAAAGGACGUGCGAAAUUCAAAGCUUAACACAGCAGAUCGACUUAGAGCACUUGCUGCCAAACAAAACCGGGAAAUUUCAGACAAAGUUAUAUUAGGAGCUGCGAAGGCAAGCGAUACAUCAGGAAUUCAGUAUGAUUCCCGACUUUUUUCAAGAGCUGCGAGCGAGAAUGCUCUGGGAGGGGAAAAUCGGGUUUACGAUAAUCCACUAUUCGUCCAAGAAGGCAUCAAUACCAUUUAUCGCCCAAAUGUAAUGCAUUCCGCGAGUGGGAACGAAAUGGUCGAUAGUACUUUGCAGUCUCUCAGCGGCGAAUCGAGCGGAAAACGGAGUCGCGAGGGCCCAGUAGAGUUUACUGGGGCCGAAAGAGAGCAGCCGUCUGUGGAGAGGAACGAUGAUGGUUCUGCAAAAAAGCACCGUGCUACUUAG
This is a messenger RNA of Lachancea dasiensis, 1353 nucleotides long. The record is from the annotation of a GenBank genome assembly. NCBI's taxonomy places the organism in Eukaryota, Fungi, Ascomycota, Saccharomycetes, Saccharomycetales, Saccharomycetaceae.